AUGAGCCCUCGCAAGAACAUGAAGAAGGCUGAAGGGCAACACCCUCCAGCACCGUUCGCGGAAGACGACACCGCUUCUCUAAGAGACAGUAAAUUCGAAAGCCUCAGUCAAGAGGUCAUCGACAAGUAUCUGGCGGCCUACGACGCGCUGGAUAACCUGGAUCUUAACGACGACGCUUCCGAAAACUCACGGGCCAUCCCAGGCGGGUAUGAGCAAGAGCAGCGCGGCGAGGACCGUUUUCUGCGUUCGAACGGAAACGAGCCUCCAUCGCAUGUCCGGGUCAACUACCCUGCCUCUGUACAGCCACCGCAACGCCCACCAGCUCCGCUCCAGUACAACGCAGUUGCUGUAGCUCCACCUCCAACCAUCAUUUUUCGAAAUGCUGCAAAACCCGCUCCUAUGGCUUUUGCAAAUGUGCCGCAAGCUCUCCCUUCAUAUCACUUUGAUAGGGGAAUUCAAGAAGCGCUCGGACGAUACCGUCGCGUUCAUCGUCGAUUUGGCGAUUACCCCGAAGAACACUAUCCAUGGGAUAUCGUUCUGGGUAGAUACGAUUGGGGUGUUGAAGGCAUGCCCCACGACUCGUUCUUUAAUCGAACUGUGCCGCUCAUGCGUCCCAUCAAUGGGAUACACAACGAACAAAUCCCAUUUGCACCGCAACGCUCAUUGAAUAGGGAUAUAGCUCCUCUCAUGGAACACGACCUUCUGUUUGAGAUAUCAUCUAUUUUCUUGCAUCGCGAAAAAGGUCGCUGCACGACAGUCAUGUCUUCCUACCAAAGAUCCAGCGCAUCACCCUACUAUCUUCCGCUUGAUCCUCAACCCUACCAGCAGCGAUAUGCGCAAAGCCCACCUUUGCGAGCGCCAAUGCACAAUCCCUACGAUUGGAUGUAUAUGAGCGACAUCCUUCACAAUGACAUGCGAGCGAUGAUGGAGGACAUGCGGACAAGGAGAAAGCAGUGGCAAGAAGAGAGGGAGAAGAUGCGCGAGACAAUUCAGAGAGGCAGCGCUGGCCAAUGCAGCGAGAGUAUGAUGUGA
Molecule: messenger RNA, 1032 nt
Organism: Alternaria rosae
Lineage: Eukaryota; Fungi; Ascomycota; Dothideomycetes; Pleosporales; Pleosporaceae
Exons: 2
Coding region: 1-1032 (343 amino acids)
Source: RefSeq, a predicted model, not a curated record